AGUUUGACAAGUGGAGGCAGCCCAUAAGGAAUGCCCCCUCCUUCCGAAAAGACAGGGCGGGAAGUCGGUCUCGGGAGAAAACUUUGGCGAGGCUGAUGCAAGGACAGGAGAGAGGGAGAAGAGUUUCUCAUGCUCUGACAUCAUCUCCUGAUUUGAAGAAAAAGAAAAACAGUCUGUCUAGGAGAGAUUGACAGUGCUUCUAAUGUGCUGACAUCAUCUGGCUUGAAGAAAAAGAAAAACAGUCUGUCUGGGAGAGAUUGACAGUCCCCUUUAGACUGGCAUCCAGCCCCCUCAUGCUUCCCGGAGCAGCGUGUUGAAGUGAAUGAGCAGGAGAAGGAGAAUUACUGAGAUCCAUCUGCGGUGUCAUUAGAAACAAGCAAGUAUAACGUGGUGAAAUUAAUGUUUAAAAAUCAAAGGGAUUGAAAAGGUAUGAGGGAAAUAAGUCAGAGAUUGAGAGGAAGAAAUCCUCUACUCCUUAGGCUGUUGACAUCCAUGAAGGCCUGAUCCAGCAAGAAGACUGCAAAGAAACAGAAGGGGAAAGCAUCCAGUAUGAGGGGGAAAAUAUCAAAUUUAAAUGAGAUGCUGCAGAAUUCACACAAGGGAAAUACCAUCUAAAUGAAUGGAGUGUGGGAAGAGCUUGAGUCACAGUCAUGGCCUAAUUGAGCAUAAAGGAAUCGACACGGGGGGAAUUAAUUUGCAUGCAUUAAAUGCAUGAAGUGUGCAACGAGCUUCAGUCAUAGCAAAAGCUAUUCCACAUGAGAAUCUACAGAGGAGUGAAACUGUUUUAAUGUGUUGAGUAGGGAAAGACCUUCGGUGACAGCGUCAAAAGGCCCACGCAGGGAAGAAGCCUUGUAAACUUAUGGAAUGUGUAAAUAGACUCAGUCAUAGCAGACUUUGACUAAUCACCAUUACAGGGGUCUAGCCACUGAAGUGUGUGCACUGUGGAAAGCAUUUCACUCAUAGCGAUAGUUUUACUGCAUAUCAAAGAACCCCACAAAGAUGAAGGCAUAUAAAUGUAAGGAGUGUGGAAAGAGUUUCAGUCAUAGAAAUGACCUUACUUCACAUCAAAAAAUGCACACAAGGAUGAAACCAUUUAAAUGUGUGGAGUGUGGAAGGAGUUUCAGUCGUAGAGACAGCCUUAUUGUACAUCAAAGAAUCCACACAGGGGUGAAGCCAUAUGAAUGUGUGGAGUGUGGAAAGAACUUUAUUGACAGGAGUAACCUUACUUCACAUCAAAGAACCCAUACAGGGGAGAAACCAUUUGAAUGUAUGGAAUGUGGAAAGAGCUUCCGCUCUAGUACCCACCUUAUUUCACAUCAAAGAACCCACACAGGACUGAAGCCAUAUGAAUGUGUGGAGUGUGGAAAGACCUUCAGUCAAAGCGGAAGCCUUAAUUUUCAUCAAAGAAUCCACACAGGGGUGAAACCACAUAAAUGUAUGGAAUGUGGAAAGAGCUUCCAUUCUAGUGCACACCUUACUUCACAUCAAAGAACCCACACAGGGGUGAAACCACAUAAAUGUAUGGAGUGUGGAAAGAGCUUCCGUUCUAGUGCACACUUUAAUUUACAUCAAAGUAUCCAUACGGGGGUGAAACCAUUUAAAUGUUUGGAAUGUGGAAAGAGCUUCAGGCUUAGAUACAGCCUUACCUCACAUGAAAGAACCCACACAGGGGUGAAACUAUAUGAAUGUGUGGAGUGUGGAAAGAGGUUUAGUCAAGGACGAACACUUAAUUUGCAUCUAAAAACCCACACAAAUGUGAAGCCAUAUGAAUGUAUGCACUGUGAAAAGAGCUUCAGUAAAUAUGGACAACUUUUCCAUCAUGAAAUAACCCACACAGGACUGAAGCCAUUUAAAUGUAUGGAGUGUGGAAAGGGUUUCACUGGUAGGGGUGCCCUUAUUAUACAUGAAAGAAUCCACACAGGGAUGAAGGCAUAUAAAUGUAUGGAGUGUGGAAAGAGCUUUAGUCAGAGUAGUGGCCUAAUGUCACAUCGAAGAAUCCAUGCAGGGGUGAAACCAUAUGAAUGUGUGGAAUGUGGAAAGAGUUUCAGUCGUACCGAUCACCUUAUUUCACAUCAAAGAACACACACAGGGGAGAAACCAUUUAAAUGUGUGGAGUGUGGAAAGAGUUUCAGUCGUACCGAUCACCUUAGUUCACAUCAAAGAACCCACACAGGGGUGAAGCCAUAUGAAUGUGUGGAGUGUGGAAAGGGUUUCAGUUGUAGAGGUAACCUUACUGUACAUCAAAGAAUCCACACAGGGGUGAAGCCAUAUGAAUGUAUGGAGUGUGGAAAGAACUUUAGUGACAGGAGUUCCCUUGUUUCACAUAAAAGAACCCAUACAGGGGAGAAACCAUUUAAAUGUAUGGAAUGUGGAAAGAGCUUCAGUCACAGGGGAAGCCUUACUUUACAUCUAAGAACCCAUACUGGGGAUAAACCAUUUAAAUGUGUGGAGUGUGGAAAGAGCUUCCGUUCUAGAGGAGGCGUUACUUCACAUCAAAGAACACACACAGGGGUGAAGCCAUAUGAAUGUCUUGAGUGUGGAAAGGGUUUCUCUCAUAGAGUUAGCCUUACUAUACAUCAAAGUACUCACACAGGAGUGAAACCAUUUAAAUGUGUCGACUGUGGAAAGACAUUCAGUAAUAGAGGAGACCUUGCUAGACAUCAAAGAAUCCACACAGGGGUGAAACCAUAUGAAUGCGUGGAGUGUGGAAAGAGUUUUACUCGAACACAUCACCUUACUUCACAUCAAAGAACACACACGGGGGAUAAACCAUUUAAAUGUGUGGAGUGUGGAAAGAGCUUUAGUCAUACUAAUAAUCUUAAUUUACAUCUAAGAAUCCAUACAGGGGAGAAACCAUUUAAAUGUAUCGAAUGUGGAAAGAGCUUCAGUCUGAGAGGAUACCUUACGUUACAUCUAAGAACCCACACAGGGGUGAAACCAUUUAAAUGUGUUCAAUGUGGAAAGACCUUCAGUCAAAGCUCACAUCUUACUUCACAUCAAAAAACUCACACAGGGCUGAAACCAUAUAAAUGUAUGGAAUGUGGAAAGAGCUUUAGUCACGGUAGUGGCCUAACGUCACAUCAAAGCAUCCAUACAGGGGUGAAACCACAUAAAUGUGUGGAAUGUGGAAAGAGUUUCCGUACUAGUGGACACCUUACUAUUCAUCAGAGAACCCACACAGGAGUAAAGCCACAUGAAUGUGUCGAGUGUGGAAAGAGUUUCCGUACUAGUGGACACCUUACUAUUCAUCAGAGAACCCACACAGGAGUAAAGCCAUAUGAAUGUGUCGAGUGUGGAAAGACCUUCAGUCAAAGAGCAAACCUUGCUACACAUCAAAAAUCCCACACGGGGUGAAAUCAUAUGAGUGUGUGGAAACAGUUUCAGUCAUAGUAAUACACAUACACAUUAGUACACAUCAAUGAACCAACAUGGGGAUGAAGGCAUAGAAAUUAAUGGAGUGCAGAAAGAGCUUUAGUUAAAGUAGUAGCUUUACCUUACUUCAAAGAAUCCAUACCAGGGAGAAACCAUAUAAAUGCAUGGUUUGUGUGAAGAGCUUCAGGAAUAGUGGAAAGCUUAUGUGAUAUCAAAGAACCCACACACAAGACAAACUGUUUAAAUGAAUGUGAGGCACAUGCCCAUUUUCAUACACUGCAUAUUUUGUAAUGUUAAUUAUUAUCCUAACACAUUCAUACGUCUGAACUAAAGAGAUAAAAAAGCUCUUAAUUCCAUGAGAAAUAACAGGUAGCAAAAAUGAUCUAACUAGGCCAAGGGAAUUGGGCAGUGAAGUCCAACUCUGAUGUGAAGGAGCUCUGACCAAAAGCAUGAUGGAAUCUCUCUGCGUCAAGGGUUGCACAGAGACACAGAUUUCCCUUCCAGAUUUGUGUUGCAUUCCUUCAGAGAGGAGAGGCACGUUGGAGCUCAGAUUUCGAUCUUGUAUCUCAAACUGCAUUCUGAAAUUUACUUUCCUCUUCACAGAAUUCAUAUGAAAGGAGAGGUGAGAAUGGGGUGAUUUUGUGCUGGGACAGUAAAUUUGCUGGUACUCUUAAAAAACACUUUUUUCUCUUUCCGACACUCUGUUAAACAAUGGGAUUUUCUGUCACACUUAAGGGAAAUCCGCUCUUGGGGACAUGCCAAAAUUAUUAAUUUGUGGGUUCCUGUAACUUAUAGUCUGCAUCCAUGUCUUUAAAACAAUCAGGAAGGCACAAUGGGUUAGGAAAAUUAGGCGGGAGAGUAGCCCAGGGUGCUUUUGUGGUUGCCCAACCUCUGGCCUGUUCAUGAAACUCCAUCUAGACAUCUCUUGAGGACCUUUUUAUGUAGACAUGCUGUGCAACUCUAAUUUUUAGAUCAGCUACUCAUUUUUAUGAUCAUGUUUUUAUAUUUUGUAGUGUAUUAUAUUUUAUUGUGUAUAUUGGUGUACACCAUGUUAUAUUGUAUGAAUGAAUUAUGUAUGAAUUGCCCCACUUACAAAAGAACAUUCAGGAGUGUGCACUAAUGCUCCCAAUCAUUUCUUUUCAUCUGUGAGUUUACAUAGGUGUCCUUAGGGGAGAACAGUCUCAUGGGCCAGAUGAUGACUCUUGUUGGGCCGAAUGUGGCCCAUGGGCUGGAGUUUUCCUAUGCCUCCUGUACUAGGACAGCAGGGAAUACAGUAUGCAUCAAUCAGAGGGCUGAUAGAGUUAAGGUAGAAUUUGGCAAUGGAAGCUGUAAUUAAUUGUAAUUUUGUAACUAGGGGUCAUUAACAUUUUUGGCCCAACGGGCACAUUUAAUUCUGAGAAAAUUCUGGAGUGGCAGUCGCAAAAAUUGCUGCUAUUGGGGGGUGGCAUUGCAUAAAAUGGUUGUCAUUUCUCAAAGAGCUGGGGAUCAGGGAGAUAUAGGCUCUAAAAAUCUGUAGGCAUAUCCCACCAUCAGUGGGUAGAAGGCCCCUCUCCUGUACUCAGAAUGGGUGGGAGGGUGCAUGUCCAGUCCUGGCAUCCAGUGAAAUGUGGACAUGCCUGAGGAGGCUUCUUCAGUGUAGAAGAAGGUGAGCCAGUGCAAACAGGGAGCUGGAAGAGGAAACAGUCUUGCAUACAUUGUGGGUUUUUGAGGGGCUGUAUAUUCAGAUUUUUCAUAUGUCCCACACUGGCAACCCAUGUAAUAGGCAUUAUACCUGAUGUUUUAAUACUGUGUUUCCCACUUUAUUUUCCCAUGUAACUUUACUGUUUCCAUAUAUUUGACUUUCCCCAAGAUUCCUCUAUCUACCUAUCAUGUGCUUUUGAUUUUCCUUUGAUAUUUGUAGAUGAUGUUUUAAUCUUUAAUAAAAUGAAA
Molecule: messenger RNA, 5301 nt
Organism: Rhineura floridana
Lineage: Eukaryota; Metazoa; Chordata; Lepidosauria; Squamata; Rhineuridae
Product: zinc finger protein 850-like
Exons: 5
Coding region: 1000-3354 (784 amino acids)
Biological process (GO): regulation of transcription by RNA polymerase II
Molecular function (GO): RNA polymerase II cis-regulatory region sequence-specific DNA binding; DNA-binding transcription factor activity
Source: RefSeq, a predicted model, not a curated record